AUGCACUCAACUACAAAUGCUCUUUUUCGCUUUCUUUCUCUCUCCUCCCCUUUCACAAUCACUGAACUGGCCUUAGAGGGGAGCGUUCAGCUUUUCUUAUCCACAUGCGUGUGGAUAAUAUAUGAAUACAUUAUCCACACACGCACAUCUAUCUAUCUAUCUAUCUAUCUAUCUAUCUAUCUAUCUAUCUAUCUAUCUAUCUAUCUAUCUAUCUGCACAGAAAACCUACACAUUCAUCUUAAAUUAAUACGAAACAAUAUUCCUAACCCAAACGGCGGGAUCUAUCUAUCUAUCUAUGAGAGUUUGUUCAUCUAUCUAUCUAUCUAUCUAUCUAUCUAUGACAGUUUGUUCAUCUAUCUAUCUAUCUAUGACUGUGUUCAUCUAUCUAUCUAUCUAUCUAUCUAUGAGAGUUUGUUAUCUAUCUAUCUAUCUAUCUAUCUAUCUAUCUAUCUAUCUAUCUAUGACAGUUUGUUCAUCUAUCUAUCUAUCUAUGACUGUGUUCAUCUAUCUAUCUAUCUAUCUAUCUAUCUAUCUAUCUAUGACUGUGUUCAUCUAUCUAUCUAUCUAUCUAUCUAUCUAUCUAUGAGAGUUUGUUCAUCUAUCUAUCUAUCUAUGACUGUGUUCAUCUAUCUAUCUAUCUAUCUAUCUAUCUAUCUAUCUAUCUAUCUAUGA
Messenger RNA from Acanthosepion pharaonis, 672 nucleotides. The record is from the annotation of a GenBank genome assembly. NCBI's taxonomy places the organism in Eukaryota, Metazoa, Mollusca, Cephalopoda, Sepiida, Sepiidae.